AUGGCGCUCGUCGUUGACGCCAAGGCCGCCGGCGCGUCCGCAUCCACCUCCACCGCCGCCACUGCGGCCGCGGCGGCGGACCACCUGUUCCUGGUCGUCCUCGACGGCGUCGAGACGCCCAUCCACGAGGGGACGCUGCACGGCAGCGCGGGGGGCACGGUCACCGUCACCGGCCCGGGCCAGCUCUCCGCCGACGGCCUCCGGAGCAGCGUCCUCGUCCGCGGCGGCGGCGAAGGCGGGGCCGUGCGGUUCACGCAAUGCGCCGACGCGGCCGCCGAGGGCGUGGGCGCGGCGAGCUUCGACCGGUGCGGCGCGGCGCGCGUGGAGGGCGCGCGGGAGGUGUCCGUGUCCCGGUGCCGCGCGGCCGAGGUGGAGCGCGCGGGGAGGGUCACCCUGGACCGGUGCCACGACGCGCGGCUCCGCGGAGGGGGAGCGCUCCGCGCCGCGCGGUGCCGCCGCGCCGACGUCGAGAGCUUCGGCGGGGUGCGCCUGGCGCGGUGCAGGGCCGCGCGCGCCGACUGGUGCGGCACCGUCGAGGUCGAGCUGUGCAGGGCCGUCGACGUCACCCGAUGCGGCGCCGUCACCGGGGACCGCUGCCGCGUCGUCAACGCCGCCGGGUGCGGCAGCGUCGACGUGGCGCGGGCCGUCAUCAACUUGGUGGAGGAAGAGCAGCAGCCGUAG
This is a messenger RNA of Miscanthus lutarioriparius, 681 nucleotides long. The record is from the annotation of a GenBank genome assembly. NCBI's taxonomy places the organism in Eukaryota, Viridiplantae, Streptophyta, Magnoliopsida, Poales, Poaceae.